Scaptodrosophila lebanonensis is the source of this 1090-nucleotide messenger RNA. RefSeq names its product transmembrane protein 192. Bases 67 to 822 code for a protein of 251 amino acids. The record is from RefSeq and is a predicted model, not a curated record. NCBI's taxonomy places the organism in Eukaryota, Metazoa, Arthropoda, Insecta, Diptera, Drosophilidae. The transcript has 4 exons. Gene Ontology annotation, cellular component: late endosome; lysosomal membrane.
AACAAUCAAAACAAAGCAAUUUUUUUGUUAGUUCUUAUUACUUUUUCGUGUCAGUUACUAUUGAGUAUGGAAGCCAAUGAGCCCAGAAUGCAGAAUCAGGACACCGCUCCAUUAAUGGAUCCGGUUUUGUUCUCUGACGAUGGAGGAACGUUCAAGCCGCUGAAAACGGUGCCCGCAUUCAGCAUACACUUGCUUAUUUCGACGAUAAUCUCAAUUGUGGGCAUUUGCUUGGCGGCUACUUGGGAACCAGAGAAGCGAUGCGACGCCUACUUUGUAAUGCUAUACUUGCGCGCCACAUUCUGGGUGAUAACUUAUCUCUUUGAUCAUUAUGUGAAGCGGGAACACGAUGCGCUGCGCCUGAACGGCUACCACGACUUUCACAGGGACACGGCCAUGCAGAAGGGCAUUCCACUGCAUGUGGUGUCCUUGUGGAACUCAAUGCUGUUGGCCGUGCAGGCGCUCAUUCAUCACUACUAUGGCGAGAAUUUCUUUGUACAUUGUGCCGCCGGCUGGCUCUCGCCCGUCGCAUAUGUGACUCUUUUCAAUGUGGCCGAGAAUGUCGUUUUGGCGGCCAUCCAUGGCUGUUACAUUAGCAAGGUGCGUAAAUUCAACAAAGCCGCACCGCCACCAGAUGUUCUGCGUGGCGCCGACAGCGCCAGCGGCUCACUUGGACUGAUGCAGCCAGAGGGAAAUACCGCGGAGCUGCUGGAAAAGCAGGCCGAUCUCAUCGCCUAUUUGCGCGAUCACUCGAACAAACUCAAUCAGAAACUCCACCAAUUGCAGACCAGUGUCCAUCCAGUGCGCAUACCACAGAUUCCUUAAGACUUACUCACUAAAUGGAAGGAUCAAACAUAGUCAAAGACAAGUAUAUGACUACAGUAUAUGAUUGGUUUUGUGUAUUUUCAUUUAUUUUUGCGUCUUCUUUUGUAUUAUUCAAGGCAUUGAAAUGUUCUUCAAAAGAAAAAACACAUUGUAGUAACGCGAUUAGGCUUUAAAAAAUUAAUAACUGUAAAUACAAAAAAUAUGUAUGUAUCCGAACCUAUAAAUGUUAUACAACUAAUAUAUUCAUAAGUUGAUUAUACAAAAUAUA